This is a messenger RNA of Fusarium pseudograminearum CS3096, 2337 nucleotides long. RefSeq lists its product as uncharacterized. The record is from RefSeq and is a predicted model, not a curated record. Gene Ontology annotation, biological process: mRNA splicing, via spliceosome. NCBI's taxonomy places the organism in Eukaryota, Fungi, Ascomycota, Sordariomycetes, Hypocreales, Nectriaceae. Bases 1 to 2337 code for a protein of 778 amino acids. Gene Ontology annotation, cellular component: spliceosomal complex; Prp19 complex. The transcript has 2 exons.
AUGCCCGUCGUCAAAGGAGGUGUUUGGACCAACAUUGAGGAUGAAAUCCUCAAGGCUUCUGUCUCCAAAUAUGGUCUUAAUCAAUGGGCGCGUGUCUCGUCGCUGCUGGCGCGCAAGACGCCCAAGCAGUGCAAGGCUCGAUGGAACGAAUGGCUCGAUCCCAGCAUCAAGAAAAUCGAAUGGAGCAAGGAGGAAGAUGAGCGACUCUUACAUCUUGCCAAGAUUAUGCCUACCCAAUGGCGCACAAUCGCCCCCAUAGUCGGUCGAACUGCGAACCAGUGCCUCGAACGAUACCAGAAGCUCCUUGACGAAGCUGAAGCCAAAGAAUCAAGCCUUGGCCUGGCAGGCCCUGCAGGCGGCGAAACACAAGCGCCUAGUGCUGAUGAUGUACGGAGAUUAAGACCCGGCGAGAUGGAUCCCGAUCCCGAGACAAAGCCUGCGCGACCCGAUACCAUCGAUCUCGAUGAAGAUGAAAAGGAGAUGUUGAGUGAGGCUCGUGCUCGUUUGGCCAACACACAGGGCAAAAAGGCAAAGAGAAAGGCCCGAGAGCGCCAACAAGAAGAGUCACGCCGCCUUGCUGCGUUGCAAAAGCGACGAGAACUCAAGACUGCUGGUAUCAAUAUCAAGGUUACGAGUAGGAAGAAGGGUGAGAUGGACUAUAAUGCAGAUAUUCCUUUCGAAAGGAAGGCUUUGCCUGGAUUUUACGAUACAUCAGAGGAGCAGGCACAAAAUGAGGCGCAGCGCGCAGCCUUCGAUCCUCGAAAGCAACAGCUGGCCAACAAGCGAAAGGGUGAGGGCGAGGAGGACAACGACCGAAAGCGAAAGAAGACCGAGAAGGACGGCUCUUCGGAAUCACACAAGGCCGCCCUGAAGGCUGGUCAGUUACAAAAACUUCGAGAGGCCGAACAGAGCAGCAAGCGCCGUUCGUUGGUUUUGCCUUCCCCUCAAGUCAGCGAGGGCGAGCUGGAGGAUAUCGUCAAGAUGGGCAGGAUGGGUGAAGCUGCCAAUCUGAGGGCUAGAGAGAGCGAGAACGAUGCCACUCGUGGACUGGUCAACACAUAUUCUACCCUUGACUCAGCUACCCCUAUCCGAACACCAAGAGCUCCUGAGCAAGAAGACCAUAUCGCCAACGAGAUCAGAAAUAUUCGAGCGCUGAACGACACGAAAUCGGCUCUUCUUGGCGGCGAGAACACUCCCCUGCACGAGGGUGCUUCCUCAACUGGCUUUGAUGGCAUCGCUCCUCGAAAACAGACUAUCUCUACACCUAACCCAUUGGCAACCCCAAUGAGGGGCGACAACGUUGCUGCCACACCUGGCCGGCCAGGGCAAACGCCCAUGCGAACACCUAGAGACACUCUAUCAUUGAACCAAGAUGGCGGUAUGUCAAUGGUUUCCGCCACUCCCAGGGAUAUGAGAAUGAGAGAUCUGGCUUUGCGCAACCAGCUCAAGUCGGGCCUUGCGUCUCUCCCAAAGCCAAAGGAUAUUGAGUGGGAAUUCGAUAUCCCUGAUGAGGAGAAGGAGCGCAUGCAGGUCGACGAGAUGACGGAAGAAGAUGCUGCAGAGCGAGACCGUCGAGAGCAAGAGAGACGACAAGUAGAGGAAGCCCUCGAAUUCCGAAGACGAACUCAGGUCAUGCAAAAGAACCUUCCUAGGCCUGCACACGUCAAUCUGUCCAACCUGAUGAAACAGGCCAGCAGUAUCACUGAUGUUGCAGAGUCCCUUAUCGCCAAGGAGUCGGCGAAUCUUAUGGCCAACGACGCCAUGAGGUAUCCCGUCCCUGGUGGCCAAGUCAGCGGCGCUCCCAAGCCACUACAACAGUUCAGCGACAAUGCCCUUUCUGAGGCUCGUUUGUUGAUUUUGUCCGAAGCAAGGCCCCUUCCCAAAUUCGAAGCUAUUCAGACAGCCUUUGAAGGUCGCGCAAGCAGUUCGCUGCUUCUGGGUCUGGGAUGCUAUAAUGACGAUGAUGAGGAAGAACAAGGGGUGGCUCUGAAGGCAGCGUUUGACGCUGUUCAAGACGACAUCAUGGCCACUGCCGAGGCAGGAGCUAAGCUCGAGAAGAAGUUAUCCCUCCAUCUUGGUGGAUACCAGAAGCGACAGAAGAUGCUCCGCGACAAGAUGGGCGAUGCAUCUGAUGCACUGGAAAAGGCACGUGUUGCUCUGGUUGGUUUCAAAACACUCGCUAUUUCAGAGGAUGUCGCUGUUGAACGACGCCUAGGUGCUCUUCGUGAAGAGGUCGGCUUUGUCAACCGACGUGAGAGAGAAGCACAGGAGAAUUACAGAAAGGCCAAGGAAGAGCUGGACACGCUUAUGGCGACAGGAGUAAACGGGGUGCAUUAA